This is a messenger RNA of Physcomitrium patens, 2679 nucleotides long. Its product is annotated as pyrophosphate--fructose 6-phosphate 1-phosphotransferase subunit alpha. Gene Ontology annotation, cellular component: cytosol. Gene Ontology annotation, biological process: photosynthesis; response to glucose; glycolytic process. NCBI's taxonomy places the organism in Eukaryota, Viridiplantae, Streptophyta, Bryopsida, Funariales, Funariaceae. The record is from RefSeq and is a predicted model, not a curated record. Gene Ontology annotation, molecular function: diphosphate-fructose-6-phosphate 1-phosphotransferase activity; 6-phosphofructokinase activity; ATP binding.
AACCCCGAGUUUGCCCCGAGUUCUGCUGGACAGUGAGUGACUGGGACAAGCCAGAUCGAUAGGUGGGACAUUCUUUUGUGCUGCAAGGAUCGAAUUAAAACAGUCCUCGUCGCCGCUCGCCGUGUCUCUCCGAUUGCACAUCUACAGCUGCCGUCGUUGCUUUUUCGAUGCCAUGAGAUCUUCGUCGAUCAGUCUCCUCGAAGAAGUUUGGCAUAUGCGGAGGUCCCUAGGUGUUCGCCAAGGGGCUUGAUUGUCACGCUCGCCGUCACCUAGCAGCUGAUUUCUUCACGAGGUCUGCAGCAUUAGCAUUCUCAGGUGAAGCGGGUGGAGGGACGAAGUGGGUGCAGUCAUGGGGAUCGAGCUCCAUCGCAAGGUGUCUAAGUUGCAGGGCUUGUCGGCGGUGCGAGCUCAGUAUCAGCCUCGAGUUCCGCCCGCGUUGAAGGUGACUUUCGCAGUGCGCUUGGCACGGUUCUGGGGAAUUGGAGAAGUGGAUAUGUGUGGCAGUGUGAAGGUCUCUGUGGGGGAUGCCUCCGCGACAGCUGAACUAUCCGAUCGCCUUGCCGUGAGCGAAGCAUAUCCACACACGUAUGGUCUACCUCUCGUGCAACUGAUGUCCUCUGGGGGACCUAACGCUACAACAGCAAAGCAUUUACCUCUCAGAAUUGGUGUCGCUUUUUGUGGGCGACAAUCGCCCGGAGGUCACAACGUCAUUACAGGAUUGUUUGAUGCCCUGAAGAGCCAAAAUGCAAACAGUAUUCUGAUUGGCUUCAUUGGCGGCACGGAAGGUAUAUUUUCUCAGAGGACCGUGGAACUUACGAACGACAUGCUGAAGGAUUUUCGCAACCAGGGAGGAUAUGACCUUCUAGGCCGAACAAAGGAUCAGAUUAAGUCAUAUCAGCAAAUCAAGGAUGCCAAGGCUGCAUGUGAAGCUUUGAAAUUGGACGUCCUUGUUCUUAUCGGAGGUUGUGGCACAAAUUCAGAUGCUGCCCAACUAGCAGAGUUCUUUUUGGAAUCUGGAUGUACAACAAAGGUGGUUGGAAUUCCAGUGACUAUUGACGGGGAUCUUAAAAAUCAGUUCGUUGAGACAAAUGUUGGAUUUGAUACCACUUGCAAGGUAUAUUCACAGCUUAUCAGCAACAUCUGUACAGAUGCACUAUCUGCUGAAAAGUACUAUUACUUCAUCAGACUCAUGGGACGGCAAGCGUCACAUGUUUCAUUGGAGUGCACUCUUCAAUCGCAAUCGAAUAUGGUCUUACUGGGAGAGGAAGUGGCAAACUCGAAGAUGACUCUGUUUGAUGUAACGAUGCAAAUUUGUGAUGCUAUACAGGCUCGAGGAGAGCAAGGCAAAAACUAUGGAGUUGUGCUUCUUCCAGAAGGUCUCAUAGAAAGAAUUCCAGAAUUCCGUGCAUUGUUACAGGAAAUUAAUACUCUUCGUAAACAAGACGAGGACAUCGGUGUUGACAAUAUAUCUUCGCGUCUGACGCUAUGGGCAGCCGCUCUAUAUGAUUUUCUCCCUAUCUUCAUAAAGAAGCAGCUGCUAUUAGACCGUGAAUCAGAUGGUUCUGUUCAGUUGUCACAGAUCGAGACAGAAAAACUGUUGGCACAGUUGGUGGACACCGAAAUGAUCAGACGGACGAAGACAGGAUUGUACGAGGGAAAGAAAUUCAAUGCCAUCUGCCACUUCUUUGGUUAUCAAGCUCGUGGAUCUCUGCCCUCCAAUUUUGACUGUAAUUACGCCUAUACUUUGGGACAGACUGCAUAUUACGUAGCACAAGCAGGUUUGACCGGAUACAUGGCUACCGUUGCAAAUCUGAAGCAGGAUGUUUCUGAGUGGCGUUGUGGAGGAGCACCCCUCACGGCAAUGAUGUCAGUAAAACGGUGGCUGCGAGGUCCUGGUGUUUCUCAAACUGGAAAGCCUGCUGUGCAUACCACCGAAGUGGACUUGAAGGGCAAACCUUAUGGGUUAUUGACGCAGCAUGCAAGCUCAUGGUUGAUGGACGAUCUUUACAGAAAUCCUGGUCCCAUCCAAUAUGCUGGUCCUGGCGCAGAUCUAACAACAAUCACUCUUUCAAUAGAAGAUAACGACUACAUCGGCGAAAUUCAAGAGUUUUAUGCAUAUCUUGACAAGGUGAAGGAGAUUGUGAAGCCUGGAUGUGCAGGUGAGGUGCUGAAGGCUGCACUCUCUUCCAUGGCCUCCGUCACUGACAUUUUGACUGCAAUGUCUGCCCCCUCAUAUCGCAGUCUGACCCCUUUCUAAGCUCAUCUUCUGAGAUCGUCGCCUCCGAUCUGAACCGGGAGAAUUACUGGACUUAUUAUGCAAUGAAUUGGGGGUGUUGCAUUCACCAUACCAGAACCCCUAAGCUCAAACUCGGACCCCAUAUAAUUCAAAUCCUCAUAAAAUUAGACGCCGUUUAUCAUUUGAAAACCUUGCCUGAAAGUCACUUUGUCAAAUAACAAAAAACUUAGUUACUCAAUAAAUCCCUCGGCAGAAGGACAUGUGACGAAGGUAGACCGCAGGUACACUAAUUGCAUGGUCAUGUUUCAUUUAGAUAAUCUAAGAUUUUGUGGGUGUUGACUCAAGUUCCAUGUUGUACACCUUUUAAGAUGAAGAAAGUGUUUACUGAGUUUCAAACUGUCCAACAUGAAACGAUACUUAAUCUCAAAAGGAAUUCAUGUGAA